Messenger RNA from Leptidea sinapis, 1044 nucleotides. Its product is annotated as fork head domain transcription factor slp2-like. Bases 41 to 733 code for a protein of 230 amino acids. Gene Ontology annotation, cellular component: nucleus. The transcript has a single exon. Gene Ontology annotation, biological process: regulation of transcription by RNA polymerase II. Lineage: Eukaryota; Metazoa; Arthropoda; Insecta; Lepidoptera; Pieridae. Gene Ontology annotation, molecular function: sequence-specific double-stranded DNA binding; DNA-binding transcription factor activity. The record is from RefSeq and is a predicted model, not a curated record.
GCGGCAGUGCGCAGCGAGCGGCGCGCCAUGCCGCUACGACAUGAGUCCGCCGAGCUUCGCGAUCCGAGACCUGCUGCCCGAGGCCUCCUCCCGCUCGCCCUCGCCCUCCGACACGGAGCUAGACGUGACCGGGCCCGUCAGCCCUCCGCCCGGCUCCUCCGCGCCCGCUCGCUCCGGCGAGAAGCCUGCCUACAGCUACAACGCUCUCAUUAUGAUGGCCAUCCGCUCCAGCCCCGAGAAGCGGCUCACCCUCAACGGAAUAUACGAGUACAUCAUGACCAACUUCCCCUACUACAAGGAGAACAAGCAGGGCUGGCAGAACUCCAUCCGGCACAACCUCAGCCUCAACAAGUGCUUCGUGAAGGUACCGCGGCACUACGACGACCCGGGCAAGGGCAAUUACUGGAUGUUAGACCCGUCGUCCGAUGACGUGUUCAUAGGCGGCUCCACGGGCAAACUCCGGCGGCGCUCUACGGCAGCGUCCCGGUCGCGGCUGGCAGCUUUUAAGCGCGGCGCCCUGUUGCACCCGAUGUUUGGCAACCCGUACGCGUCCCUGGUGGGGUUGUACCCGCCGCUCCUGUCGGUAUACGGCCGGUACGCCCUGCCCGCUCCAUUGCUGAGGCUGCCAUCUCCCCCCAACCCCUACCACCAGCUGUAUCGAAGGCUCCACGGCCUGUCGCCCUCCUCGAGUCCUCCGGACGACCCCGACCGGCACAUGUUGAAUCACACUUGAUCAGGUUUAUUUUCGUGAGAUAUUGGAGCGAUAUCUUGCAGAAGAAAACUGUGACUUCGAGUGUUGAGUGAGCGUGAAAUGGAAACAAAACGAUAUGUGUAAUAUACGAAUAAUGACUGGAAGCUGUACAAAGUGCUUUUGAUAUUUAUUUAUUAAUAUUAAUAGUUACAUGUAGAUAGUUAUAAGAGGCUGAUAUAAGUUAUUGAACGCAACAGAGAAUGUCCAUUGUUACAUUAUAUUUAUAAUUGGGUCGCUACACUCGUUGUAUAGCACUCCCGAGAAAUGUGUAUAAUAAACACUACUUCAACCAA